Messenger RNA from Bactrocera neohumeralis, 5984 nucleotides. RefSeq lists its product as uncharacterized. The record is from RefSeq and is a predicted model, not a curated record. Bases 3306 to 5984 code for a protein of 892 amino acids. The transcript has 3 exons. Lineage: Eukaryota; Metazoa; Arthropoda; Insecta; Diptera; Tephritidae.
GACAAGUGGGGGAAGAAUCACAGCUCUGGUCCAGACAAAAUAAUAUAUAAACAAGUGUCGUAAAAUUAAAUUAAACACAAUUCAUUGACUAUUCACACAAAUCUUUGCUUUUUGACGUAACGCGGUGAUACAACUACCGCUUAGCAUAACAAUUGCGUGGGAGUGCUUAAUUGUUGCUUUCAUUAAUGUCGCUCAAGGGAGCCUUGAAAGUUUGGCGAUUUACGAAAUUACAGCAAAUUAAAGUCGUUGUAUAUUUUUAUUUAUAAAGAGGAAACAAAUAUUAAGCGUAUGUGAAUGGUGCGAAACAAAGUAUACGGAGCUUUUUAGCACGAAAAAAUUAUAAUUUCAUUGAAAUCAGCUGUAAAGCAUGCGCGUUGUGCUAAUUUACUCGUUAAACCCGUCAAAUGAUAAAUAUGUUUGCACGUAUUUACAUACAUACAUACAUAUGUUUUUAUAGCAAUGUAUCAAAACCGCUUUGCAGCAAACCGGCAGCGCGCGUUCGAUCACCUUCUGUGCGCGUGUGUUAUCCAUGUGGAGCUGCUGCUUUGGUGCUGCCGUCACGUUAACCCAAACAAUAUUUUCAAAACUUUAUGUUCUUGAUAAUGACAACCAGCGCGAUAUGAAGUGAAAACUCAAAAGCACCACAACAGCAAACAAGCGCAGAUCAGUCAAAGCCGCGGAGUUACUAACCUCGGCCUAGUGCGAGCUUCGAAGUGAAACACGCUGCCAACAGCUGUGCUAAUUGCAAUUGUUGCUGUUCUCCUACGGCUGAUCGUAAUAUAUCAAGUCAGUGACACCAGCUAAAAUUUGUUGCUAUCUUUACCACAUAAUUAUGUACAUGUGUGUAUAUAAUUACGUUGGUGUUAGUUAAUGUGUCAAUGGGUCGUUUGAAGCAAAGCUGCCUGGUUCGAGUUGCCUGCUCGUCAUGUAUCGUUGGCGAUAGAGAACUGCCCUGAGGCGCGCCAUAUCUGUACUUAGAUUGCCAACACAUUUAAGGGGAUUAGGCGCAGCGUGUUGUGAAGCGGCAAUAGUGUUGACAAGUAUUUCCAUAAGCUAACAGGCACACAUGUGCUUGAAAGCUUAAACAAGGAUUGACUCACGCAUAUGCAUUCAGGAGCAAUUAGAAAUCCAAGCAAUUUUGCGAAAUCCGAGUCUUCGUGUGCCCUCUCGCAUUACAAGCACCACGCUCCAAUUAGCAAUAACAACAAAAAUCUAAUAGUAAUAAUUAGUUCAGCCGCAAAUGCCAAUCAAAAUAAGCAUAUACGAGUACUAGUGUGAAUGGAGAAAUACGAAAAGUAAUUUAAAAAUUUAGAGAAACCACAACAAUUGCUACCAACACUACAACAACGGCAGCAAUAAUCAAGAUUGAUUUGCUAGCAGUUAAUGAGAUAACCGCAAUAGUAGUAGAAAAAAUAUACUACAAAUGUACAAACGUGCGUGCCUCCUUAAAUAUAUAUGUAGAUAUAUACAAUAUAUACAUAUAUGUGAAUAUGUAUGUAAGUGCGUACCAAUAGCAAAUUGAGUAUCACCUGUUAACAACGAACUUUACUCACCUGUGUGCGCAUGCGCGCGCGCUCUCUUCCGUUACAAUCGCUCGGUCGCAAGCGAGCGCGGUGUGCUUUUCCGUUACGUCAGCGCUUACCUUCGUGCAGUAAAUAAGCGCUCUUAUUGCGGUUGCUACUGAAUAGGUGAGCCUACUUAUUGCACCUGAAGCUGUUAAGUGUUGUACUAUUAGUUUUCGCCAAGCUAAGCUCUCGCCGCUGAGGCGUUAAUGCCAUUUUAUUUACACUUUAGGAAAUAAUGAAUUCGGACGCUCACCGAUCGGCUCAUACCAGCGUUAUAUUGUUCUAUGAAAGUGUCGUGUCGGCUCGAGUGUCGUGCUAAUGCGUCGAGUGUUAUUAUUAUGUGUUAUCAUCGUAGACGCGCUUUACGAUAUUUUUUUUUUUGUGGCUCAAAUAAAAAUGUAAAAAUUAAGUGAAAUAUUUUAGUGAAAACAAACUCGACCACUACGGUAGUAUAUGUAUCUAAUAUUAGUGAAUAUAUACAUGUAUGUACAUAUACAUAUAUGUCCCACGAUAAUACUUUAAAAAUAUAAGCGCAGAGUGUCGCUUACACGCGUCAAACUCCAAUUGGCUUUAACCUCGUGAAAACUAGAAGCAUAUGUGCCGACUGAACAGGUGCUGCUCGCGUCUACGUCUAAUGAAAACGCGGUGGUUGUUGCAGGGGGAGGCUUUUGCAAAGCGCUAUAAACCGAAACACAGCCAACACAGCAACGAAAAGACUGAUCAGCCAAAGUAAAAAUAAUGUGCUCGGAAUUUAAACGCGAUCGCGUCGAACAAAUCGCGAUAGUGAGAUUGUCGGUAUACGCGAGCGUCAAACGGCUGGAGAGGCGUUUGUGAAUACAGCUCCUGUGCGCGGUAAGAUCAGCCGUUCGCGAGGCGCGAUAUUGACGCGAUUAGUGCAGCGAUCGACGCGAUAGACUGAACUGACGCGUUGAUAAACAUAAGCGUGUAUAAAUCUGUGUGCGCUAUUCCAUGCGCCUGUGGUUUCAUCAAGAUUAACAGGUGUUGCUGUCGCAUAUGAGUGUAUGAGAGGCUGCCAAGUGACGCACGCCGCACCGCAAGCCACAAGUGCAUAGUUCGCGUUCCAAGAAGUGUUUGUAAAUCGAAUUGAUUUACGCGAAUUACUCAUUCUCAGUGUCAGCGUGCGAACGUAGUAUAAGUUUCGUGUUAACGUGUAUCAUAAGUCUGGCGCAACGUACUACUCAUAGCACUCCGUUCAGCGUCAUAGCAAUUUUAUGCUAAUUAGCAAAAAAUUAUCGCUUUUAUCGAAAAAGGCUUUUGAUUAGGUGUCAGUUCAAAGUGCCCAAGGGUGAAUGUGAAAAGACAACGACGUAGGUGAUGUUAUACUCCAGCGGCUAUACCUCGAAAAUUUCUCAAACCUCUGUAUAUACCAUCGAUCACCGCGCGCAGUAAGCGUCUGAUUGUCUGGUGGCUGGCGUGCGUCAGUAGCGUUUACUAGCUGCGGCCGAUGGUCUUUUCUGCGUCAGUGGCUUCGCGACUGCGAAAAUGCCCAUUAUUAACAACAAUAACAAGCGCGCACCGAAGAACAAAAACAACGCUUGGUCACAGCUAAUCGCUGAUAUUUGCGUCAUGUAGUAUUGUGUCUUGACGUCAUUUGGCGUUGUGCAGCCAAUGCGAAUUGCAAUCGUGUAUGUCGACUGCAAGAACCCUUGAACACUAUACGUAGAGAAGAGAUCAAAAGCAAAAGGAGCUGCUACGUGCGUACGCACCCAAUGAAAAAGAAUGAGCAAAUUACCGAUAAACAAGAAAAGUAAUAUCAGCGAUAAGCGUAAGCAAGUGGCUGACAAAUUAAAUGUUAAAUGCCAGCCACUGUUGGCGCGAAGAAUGGGCGGCCACAUCAGUCGGCGGAGCACGGGAACGACUACAACUAACCCAACUGCCACAACAACAGCUUCAAACGCCGAUAUUUGCAAGAAAAGCGCGCGAGUAGCUCAGAGAUCCAUACGAACGAGCUUUGCUGCCAAAACCAGCGCUGAUAUUCAAACGACAGCCACAUUUACCGGUAGCACAUCCGAGUCUUCGGUCCAUUGUGUGCCAACCGAGGCACUUACUUCCGUGCACAUUCCACCAGCCACGUUGUAUUCUAUCUCCUUGAAUGAACUAAUUGACGGAGAGGCAGACGAUGCGCGCGGAGCAGCGAUCGCGGAUGACAUGCUUGGCUGGACUGACAUUGUUGACGGUGAGUUCUCGUCACACUCAGCGCCCAUACUAAGUGCUAUUCAUGCCACAAGAGAGUCAAUAGAUGCAAAUAAAACAGAAGAAACAACGGAUACAAAAAUAGCCACAACAAAAGCGCACACGGCGGCAUUGACAGUUGCGCGAGUGUCGCGUUCACGUACACCAACGAUAAAACCGCGGGCGACGACCGCGGCGUUAGGGGCAAGCCAAUUAAAGAAGGGAAAAAAGAGUAAAGCAAGCACUACUACAAUGACACAUGCGGUGACGGUGGCGACUACAACAACGGCGAAAGAGCAAACGCCGGUAGCAGCAGUGACGACGGCUCGGGAAGGGGCGCAUUCGUCUGUUACACGACGAGUACAAUCGGCGGCUCAUUUGGCUUCGUCGUCGAGAAUGGAAGACGAACAGGUGGAAGGGGUGUUGUCGGCGGUAGAUGCGAAAUCAAAAUUCACUGAAAAUAAAUGUCCGUUGGCUGUGCUAACGAAUGUUAGUAAUCAGAGAAAACUUGAAGCGAGCACUACGAUAUCAGAACCAAAGCGGUGUACGCUUAAUAGCAACAACAUCAACCUAAGCGAAUACAACGACAGAACAAGUGAAGUAUACGUAGCGAGCAACAAGUGGCCAGCAGUUGUCAGUUUAGUCAACUCGGAGUAUGAUCCUGCUUGUGAGACAAGAGCACCCGCAGACACAAGCACCAAAAGCAAUAGCAAGGAUAUAAUAAGGGCAGUGACUUUGGCAGCGCGAAAGGCCAAACUUAAAUCGGAAUUUUUUAGAGAUUUCGAAUCGCAAGAGCAAGCAGUCAAACGUUUAACACAAACAACGACACUAAUUGAUGAUUGUGGGAUAUCGCGACGAUCACAGUUGGACGCAGUUAGCCCACGGUAUAGUAGAAAACUGGGCCCACACAUUGGAGUACCAACGAUAGCUGUGAACGCAGCGGAAACCUAUUCAUUCACAUCUUUAGUGGCAAGGCGCAAAUUAGAUUUAAAGAAAAAAUUUGAAAAACACAACACGAUAAAGACAUCUUACCCUUUGGCACACACCCAUCAAUCCUUGAUUCAUAAAAUCAGUGCAUUUCCACGUGUGGAAGAAUUAGUACAAAUAUUCGAAAGUCACUCAAAGUGUUCCGCUAUUAAAAUGAUUGUGAAUCCGAACAAAACUAGCGAGUCAGGAGAUAGCAAUAUGUUGUCCUUGAAGCCGGAGAGAUUGGCGCAGCGCAACAGUCCACUCUCGGACGAGGGUUGCAACCUUGGACAGAGUCCUUACUCAUCUGACAAUGAGGACAACGAAUUGGCGCAGACCACUUCCGCGGUUGGCCAAACAAAGCGUAAGGAUAAAGUGGCACGAUCUGCCAGCAGUGAUUCGGCACUAGGUUUGGACGUUGACGAGUCAAUGGAUACAACACCCGCACAGCCACCGGUUGGCCCACAACAGCGAAGAAUGACACUCACCGUUACGGAUUUGCCACUGCGACCGGCACUUUUGCCACUAGCAGAACCCACCGCACUGCCAGACACAACGAUCACUGAGCUACCACCAACUAUCAGCAAUCCACCAGCCCCGGCUACGGUGCCCAGCAAGGUGUUGUUGGAGGAACGCGUUGUAGAGCUACCGGAGGAUCCGCGUUCUUUAGCGCCGUCACAGCCAUGUUCGCGACGCGAGUCAGCACAGAGUUGCGGUAGUGAUACUGCACCCACUGAGUUUCCGGGCGGUAGACGAUUUGUACGCACGCCUUCCGUAGUUGUGUCGGAUUAUUCCGAUGAAAUCAUGUGCGGUAUAACACUCGAAGAAAUUGAAUACUUUCGCGCACAGCGCAUGCGACGACGACAUUCCUCACUGGACACUGCCAACGAAGGUGAAGGCGAAUCGGAUGUGAGCGCCUCCUCCUCCUGCAGUAACCUAUACUACUGCGGCUCAACGAUAUCCGCAUUAGACGGCGCAGAGUGCUACGUGAACGGUGUACGUACCGCUUUAGAACGUAAAACAAGCGACUGUUCGACAUAUUCAGUCAGCGCUGACGAGGAGUCAUUCACCAUUCCUGAAGAUCCACAACAACAAACAGGCAAAGACCUGUCCGACCUACUGGCCGCACAACACCUGAGCACGAAGCCAGCAGCUAAGAAGAUUCCAGAACUUCAUUCAUCAUUAAGGCUUCACCAGAGCAAUGCAAUAAGACAAUGUAAUAAAAUGAUUAAUACGCGAUGGACUGACAACUUGUCAUAG